AUGGCAGAUCUGACCAUCUAUACAGUAGGCUGGAUCUGCACCAUCGAAGCCGAGCUCAACGCAGCCGUCUUGUUCCUAGAUGAUGAGCAUGAUCCUCCGGAGGAUCUGCACGUCAAUGACAACAAUUCCUAUGUUCUCGGUCGGAUUGGUAAACACAAUAUAGUUAUUGCGGCACUACCAUUCGGGGAAUAUGGCCUGACAAGUGCGGCAACUGUAGCCCGAGAUAUGGUGCGCUCGUUUCCUAAUGUGAGGAUCGGACUGAUGGUUGGGAUCGGCGGUGGUGCACCUACAUCACUGAAUGAUGUUCGAUUAGGUGAUGUUGUUGUUGGCUCUCCUGGAUCCGGCACGGGUGGUAUCUUCCAGUAUGACUACGGCAAAACUAUACAGGAUUCAAACUUCGUCGUAACCAGGCAUCUCAACCAACCACCGCAGUUUCUCCUUACAGCACUGAGCAGCAUCAAAGGCCAGUAUACACGUCGUGGCCAUAAACUGGAGAGUGCUAUCGAUGAAGCUCUUGCAAAUAAUCCGAUUGAACUACCCGGUUAUCACAAGCCACCUUACAACUCCGACAGACUUUUUGUAUCAGCCUAUAAGCAUGCUAGAGAUGGACAGGAUUGUUUAGUCUCAUGCACCGACAGCUCGCAAUUGGUGUUCAGGGAGGAACGGAAGCAGAGCGGCCCGAAAGUUCAUUUUGGAACCAUCGCGUCCGCAAACCAACUUAUGAAGGAUGCAAUAAUCCGGGACCGCCUCUCAGCCGAAAAGAAUGUCCUUUGUUUUGAAAUGGAGGCCGCAGGACUGAUGAACCACUUCCCCUGCCUUGUUAUCCGUGGUAUCUGUGACUAUUCAGAUACUCAUAAGAAUAAGGAAUGGCAAGGUUACGCAGCCAUGGUAGCUGCGGCAUUUGCGAAAGACCUUUUACAUAACAUAGCGCCGAAUAGGGUAGAGGCCGAGAAGAAGCUCAAAGAUGCUAUUGAGACUGUCUCCGGCAAAGUGGAUGCUAUCUCCGCCACGGUCAAUCAUACACAUGGCUAUCUGCAAAACGAUGAGGCACGCGAACGCUUCAAGGCCAUCCUUAAAUGGAUGGCGGCACCUGAUGUCUCGAGCAAUUUGAACAAAGCACUCGAUACUCGCCAAGAAGGCUCUGGCCGAAAUCUUAUUACAAAUCAGAUAUACAAAACAUGGAAGAGUCAAGUGAACUCUUUUCUCUGGCUCAAUGGAAUUCCGGGGUCAGGCAAAACGAUCCUGAGCUCUAUAGUCAUUGAGGAUCUAAGAACUAGCUUUGGUCAUCAUGCAGUUAUAUAUUACUACUUCGACUUUGCUGAUGGCGGAAAACAAGCCUUCGAAAACGCUCUUCGAUCUCUCAUCUGUCAACUGUACGGCAAGUUCCAAAUUGUACAAAAGUUUUUAAAUGAUCUUUAUGACACAUGCACGAAUGGCCAAGAGCAGCCUAGCACGAACUCUCUGCAAGCUGUUUUCGCCGAGAUGGCCAGAUCAAUUGGAGAACUAUGGAUUGUACUCGAUGCUCUUGACGAAUGUUCAACAGACGAACGUUCUGCUAGAGUUCUACCCUGGAUUAAAGAGUUGUCAAACUCGAAGCAGUCUAACACUCAUAUCCUUGUCACUAGCCGACCGGAGCUUGAUAUCGAGAAAGGGAUCACAGCAUGGGAACGCAAUAAAUAUGCCACUCUUGUGGCUAACAAGCUCAUUGCGGAAGACAUAUGUGCUUACAUUAAGGCCAAAGUCAGAGGCCCCGAAAGCAAGCUCAUGGAAAGAUGGAAACAACGCGAUGAUAUUCUCAACAAGAUCGAAACCGCCCUCCUGGGGAAAGCAAACGGAAUGUAA
This is a messenger RNA of Fusarium musae, 1842 nucleotides long. RefSeq lists its product as uncharacterized. Lineage: Eukaryota; Fungi; Ascomycota; Sordariomycetes; Hypocreales; Nectriaceae. The record is from RefSeq and is a predicted model, not a curated record. The coding region runs from base 1 to 1842 and encodes 613 amino acids. The transcript has 2 exons. Gene Ontology annotation, molecular function: catalytic activity. Gene Ontology annotation, biological process: nucleoside metabolic process.